This is a messenger RNA of Ictidomys tridecemlineatus (thirteen-lined ground squirrel), 1203 nucleotides long. The record is from RefSeq and is a predicted model, not a curated record. NCBI's taxonomy places the organism in Eukaryota, Metazoa, Chordata, Mammalia, Rodentia, Sciuridae.
AUGGACCUGAUCCCAAACUUUUCCAUGGAAACCUGGGUUCUCCUGGGAAUCAGCCUGGUGCUCCUCUAUCUAUAUGGGACCUAUUCACAUGGAUAUUUUAAGAAGCUGGGAAUUCCAGGGCCAACACCUCUGCCCUUUUUGGGAACUUUUCUUAAUUAUCGCCAGGUGAGUGGUUUUGUUAAUUUUGAUGUAGAAUGUUAUAAAAUGUAUGGAAAAACAUGGGGCCUAUAUGAUGGUCGACAGCCUGUUUUGGUUAUUACGGAGCCAAGCAUUAUCAAAACAGUGCUCAUCAAGGAAUGUUAUUCUGCCUUCACUAACAGGCGGAUGUUCCCCAUCAUUAACCAGUAUGGAGAUGUGUUGGUGAAAAACAUGAGACUGGAAUCAGAGAAGGGCAAGUUUAUCAACUUGAAAGACAUCUUUGGGGCCUACAGCAUGGAUGUGAUCACUGCGACAUCAUUUGGAGUGAACAUCGAUUCCCUCAACAACCCACAAGAUCCCUUUGUGGAGAAAGUCAAGAAGCUCUUAAAAUUUGAUUUCUUUGACCCUUUGCUCCUCUCAAUAACUAUUAUUUUGCCAAUUUUGUUGGUUUUAUUCAAAGAAUUGCAUUUGUUUUUGUUUCCAAAGGAUGUCACAAAUUUUUUAAAGAAAGCUAUAAACAGAAUGAAAGAAAGUCGCCUUCAAGAGAAACAACAGCAUCGGGUGGAUUUUCUUCAGCUUAUGAUAAAUUCUCAGAAUUCCAAAGAUGUGGAGUCUCAUAAAGCCCUGUCUGAUCUGGAGCUUGUGGCUCAAUCAAUUAUCUUCAUUUUUGCUGGCUAUGAGACCACUAGCAGUGCUCUUUCUUUCAUUUUGUAUGAACUUGCCACCCAUCCUGAUGCCCAGACCAAACUGCAGCAGGAGAUUGAUGCGGCUUUGCCCAAUAAGUUUCUCCUAAACGGUGUAAUACAGUUCAGUAAGCAGAACAAGGACAGCAUCGAUCCUUAUGUGUACAUGCCCUUUGGAAAUGGACCCCGAAACUGCAUUGGUAUGAGGUUUGCUCUCAUGAACAUGAAACUUGCUCUUGUCAAAGUAAUGCAGAACUUCUCCUUCCAACCUUGUAAGGAAACACAGAUUCCCCUGAAAUUAGCCGAUCAAGGACUUCUUCAACCUGAAAAGCCCAUUAUUCUGAAGGCUGUAUGCAGAGAUGGGACAAUAAGUGGAGCCUGA